Messenger RNA from Cucurbita maxima (winter squash), 3062 nucleotides. RefSeq names its product histone-lysine N-methyltransferase EZA1. Gene Ontology annotation, cellular component: PcG protein complex. The transcript has 17 exons. The record is from RefSeq and is a predicted model, not a curated record. Gene Ontology annotation, biological process: chromatin remodeling. NCBI's taxonomy places the organism in Eukaryota, Viridiplantae, Streptophyta, Magnoliopsida, Cucurbitales, Cucurbitaceae. The coding region runs from base 119 to 2770 and encodes 883 amino acids. Gene Ontology annotation, molecular function: protein binding; histone methyltransferase activity.
CUAUAUCUGAGUGGAGCCACGUCACUGUCCUCCGUACGUGUCGGCUUCAGACUCGGCCUCUCUUCUUCUUCUUCCUCAACCUCGAUUGUGUUACAGUCCCACUCUCGAUGUGCCAACCAUGGCGUCCAAGCAAAUCGACUCCGACGCCAAAUUCACUGGAGACAAAUCGAAUUUUGGUAUUGAGUCCUUGACAAAUCGGGUAAAUUCGCUCAAAAGGCAAAUUCAAGCCGAGAGAGUUGUUUCAGUAAAGAUGAAGCUUGAGAGCAAUGCACUGAGGCUUGCAAGCAACGUUGCUCUGGUUAUGUCUGCAACUUCUAGACAUGUUCCGUCAUUUGUAGAAGAAAGUAGGAACGGAAAAAUGCUUCUCUCAAGAAUGGAGCUUCCUCUUUGUAAGUUAUCUGGGAUUGCUUCUGGUUCUGAAGAUAAAGACUACAUUAACAAUCAGGAGGUAGUAUACUCCAUCAGUAUUAAACUUCCAUACGUUGAGAGAUUACCUCCUUACACAACGUGGAUAUUUUUGGACAGGAAUCAGAGAAUGGCUGAGGACCAGUCGGUAGUCGGAAGAAGACGCAUUUAUUAUGACCAGCAUGGCAGUGAAGCCUUGAUCUGUAGUGACAGUGAGGAAGAACUUGCAGAACCCGAGGAUGAAAAACAUGAGUUUUCUGAGGGUGAAGACCGUGUUCUACAGAUUAUUAUUCAGGAACAUGGAGUAGGCGAGGAUGUACUUCAAAUUUUAAGUCAUUCCAUUGGCUGUACCACUUCAGAAAUCCAGGAGCGGUUUAAUGUCCUUAAGGAAAGGAAUUGCAAAACGGAUUCAAGUUCUAAAGCUUUGGAAGAAUUGAAGUCCAACAAUGGAAUAUCUUUAUACAAGAGCCUCAGUUCAACAUUAGAUUCUUUUGAUAACCUCUUUUGCCGUCGCUGUAUGCUAUUUGAUUGCCGUCUACAUGGGUGCUCUCAAUCGUUAACCUAUCCUAUUGAAAAGCUGCUUUAUUGGCCUGAACAUGAGGAAGAAAGAAAACCUUGCAGUAACCAAUGUUUCCUUAAGCAAACACAAGGGAAAACUCCAGAACGAAGUAACAAGAGACCAAGAUCAUCCAAACCUGAAGAGUUAAGUGCUCAUGUUGAUGCUGACAUCGUACAGAAUGAAAGAUGUCUUGCUGAAAAACUGAUAUCCAUUACUCCUGAAUCCAUUUCUGUGACUGAGACGACCAUAGGCUUAAAUUCAGAUGCUUCUGUAGGAACUGCUAUCAGUCCUGAAACUGGGACCAAGCAGAGAGCCGUGGAGCACCAAAAUAAGGUUUCAGCGUCAAAUGACCCUGAACUAAUUUCUAACAAUUCUUCAGAUUGCAAGAAACAAAAAAUGUUGUCAGCCACGGAUGUUGUAAAUGCCCCUACUGACACCAUCCCUGGACUCUGCAAUAUUACCAUCACCAGAUAUAAUCAUGAGGAUAUACAUGGACUUCAAAAAAUUGAACUUCAAAGGAAUGAUAUAUCCUUGAGUGAAGCCACCGGACAAGCUAAGGAGAAAGUUCCUCCCUCAGAUAUUACUUCAUGUGAUAAUUUGGACACUGGCAGGUAUAGCACUGUAGAAGUCAAAGAAUUGUCAACCUCGAAGUUGUCGGUUGAAGCUGUCAAUGAACAAGUUGAAGGAACGUGUGAAAGUUCGUUGUGGAAGCUCAUGGAAAAAGAAUUGUACAUGAAGGGAAUAGAGAUAUUUGGAAGAAACAGUUGCCUCAUAUCUAGAAACCUACUCUCUGGAUUGAAGACUUGCAUGGAGGUAUUCAAUUACAUGCACAAUGGUGGAGCUUCAACUUCCCAAAGAUCGAACAGCACGCUAAACUCAAAUGCAGAUGACAAUGGAAAAACUGAUAUUGACUAUAAGGAACAGGACAUGCGAACUAGAUCACGGCUACUCCGUAAACGAGGAAAGGCACGGAAGCUCAAGUAUUCUUGGAAAUCUGCUGGUCAUCCAUCAUUUUGGAAAAGGAUUGCUGAUGGAAAAAAUCAAUCUUGUAAACAAUAUGCACCGUGUGGAUGCUUGUCUUCAUGUGGAAAGCAAUGCCCUUGUCUUCAUAAUGGAACCUGCUGUGAAAAAUAUUGUGGGUGCUCAAAAAGUUGCAAAAAUAGGUUCAGGGGAUGUCACUGUGCUAAGAGUCAAUGCAGAAGCAGGCAGUGCCCAUGUUUUGCCGCGGGACGUGAAUGUGACCCUGAUGUAUGCCGAAAUUGUUGGGUCAGUUGUGGCGACGGUUCACUGGGAGAGCCACCUAGACAGGGAGAUGGCCAGUGUGGUAACAUGCGGCUCCUCCUAAGGCAACAGCAGAGAAUUCUCCUGUCCAAGUCUGAUGUUGCUGGAUGGGGAGCGUUUUUGAAGAACUCCGUCAACAAGAAUGAUUAUCUUGGAGAGUAUACAGGGGAAUUAAUCUCACAUCGAGAAGCAGAUAAGCGUGGGAAAAUUUACGAUCGUGCAAACUCUUCUUUCCUUUUUGACUUGAAUGAUCAGUAUGUUCUAGAUGCCUAUCGUAAAGGAGACAAGCUAAAGUUUGCAAAUCAUUCAUCAAACCCCAACUGUUACGCGAAGGUAAUGUUGGUGGCAGGAGAUCAUAGGGUAGGCAUUUUUGCCAAGGAGCAUAUUGAUGCUAGUGAAGAGCUUUUCUAUGAUUACCGCUAUGGACCCGAUCAAGCGCCUGCAUGGGCUCGAAGACCUGAGGGUUCCAAGAGAGACGAUGGCUCAGUUUCCCAAGGGAGAGCAAAGAAACACCAAUCUCAUUGAUUUGCCAUUGGCAAGGUUUGGAUGCAUAAACCAUGUCCGUGUCCAUGCUUGCUACCUAUUAUGCUUUUAAGAAGUUAUAGAAACAACCAUAUAUGUUAAUAUGCAUAGGAUUAUUCUAGGAUAUAAUAUAAAACGCUAAUAAAAUGUGAGAAAUAAUGAACAUUAUGUAAUUGUAUACCCCGAUUCAGUAUCAUUUUAUGCAAAUCGGGCAAACUGAUUUGCACAUAGACAAACUAGCUUGUAUCUUAAUGGUGCUGGAUUGAAAUGAUUGUUGGUUUGGUUUUUCAGUUUA